This is a messenger RNA of Lineus longissimus, 1545 nucleotides long. Its product is annotated as HAUS augmin-like complex subunit 7. The transcript has 10 exons. Gene Ontology annotation, cellular component: HAUS complex. Lineage: Eukaryota; Metazoa; Nemertea; Pilidiophora; Heteronemertea; Lineidae. Gene Ontology annotation, biological process: spindle assembly; centrosome cycle. Gene Ontology annotation, molecular function: microtubule minus-end binding. The record is from RefSeq and is a predicted model, not a curated record. The coding region runs from base 60 to 1196 and encodes 378 amino acids.
UCCCUAGAUCCUACCAUUUAACGACAAAAACAACCAACGACGAAAAAAAUCCAGUAAACAUGUUUUCCCCUCCACUCAAAACCCCCGAAAGAACAGGCAAAGACAUGAAGGAAACAAGACUUGCACAUUCGUUUAAGAAUCGGCUCUAUGAUCUGGGUUGCCCGUACACAGAAGAUGUUGAUCCGUCCUGGAUCACAGAGCUUAUGUUCAAACCUGGAGAACAGAGAAUGCGUCUUCUUCAGUGGCUUUUUGCGAGGAUUGACAGUCGACUCAACAACAUGAUUGAGGCACAAUAUUCAUCCCAUGAAGGAAUCUCGGAAUCGAGAAUCAAAAGAAUUCUGGUUGUUGCAUCUACUUUGGGUUUGUGUCAUAAGGACGACAUCGACUUAAUUCGGGGUGUUGCAUCAGUCUCCAAACAGACUGUGUUUAUGGACCGCUUGCUAGACACAGUGUGCAUCAUGGACUCUGCUGCAGACCCACACACCAAAGCCAUGCAGGACCCACGUGUUGUCAGUGAUUCCAUGUCCCUGAAUGAACAGUUCAUCAAAGAUUGCCAGUUCAUUGACUCACUGGCUGAGAAGGAGGAUGUGACAUCACUUUUUCCCGCCAAGUCGAAUCUCUACCCACCUGACCUCGUCCGCAUGAUUGAGAAACAAUGGAAGGAGAACGGCUACAAACCUGGAGAUAAGAACCUUCCGCUACCAGACAUCAAACAGUUAGUGAAAGACGCCAACAGUGUUUCUCAGGAUCUCGAACGAAUGAUUGAAAUAUUGGACCAAUUGAAAAAGAAGUUCCCCUACCCUACUGUUGACCCUCAAAUGGAUGAGAAAAUGGGCCGGACGUUGAAACUCCUGCUGUCGGAACUAUCGCAGUUGGUGACUGGCUUCUCGUAUUGUUUUGAGAACGAGAUGCAUCAUUGGUGUAACAAGUCUGCUCCUCAGCUCUCACAGCUCGGACCCGCGUUCAAGAGAGUCUGUGGCCUGCUCCAGAUAUUCACAUCGGUGCUACAAAGUCUCAGUACGGUGAGGGGAGGCUAUGUUGCCAUGUGUGGCAAAACCAGGGACGCUUUAAAGAAUAUGCCAACAGAAAAAAGUAACAAUUUAGCCAACAUCAGCCAAGCCACGUGCGAUACAUUUCAAGAUGUCAUCAACAUCCUUGACGAGACGAUUAUCAGAGGAUCAGAAAGUUUGCCCUGAAAGGUCGUCAAUUCAGCUGAACACUGCCAUGAGUCCGGGGUCGAGUGAGAAACAGGCGUUUCUUUACUGUUUGACGAAUUCUUAGGAAUCGUUAAAACUGAUAAUAAAGGAAUGGACAGUGACCUUUGAAUAUCUCUCUUUGAAUAUCAGUCAUUUGAAAACUGUCAUCAUUGAAUCUUCUCUUGAAAUGAAGAGAUGACAUUAUAAAGUGUUGUCAACCAAGGCAGUCACCGAUGCCAUGUCAACAUGGUCACAGGACUAGGUUCUUGUAUCACGAAAUGUUGAUAUUUACAUGUACUGUCUUGUGUAAAUAGAUUUGUAUAUAAACUUUGUAUGUGCCAAUAAUCAG